Momordica charantia (bitter melon) is the source of this 944-nucleotide messenger RNA. RefSeq names its product histone-lysine N-methyltransferase. The record is from RefSeq and is a predicted model, not a curated record. Lineage: Eukaryota; Viridiplantae; Streptophyta; Magnoliopsida; Cucurbitales; Cucurbitaceae.
CAUGACUGAUCUAGGGUUGCUGCCAUAAUCAGACUGAAAUCGAGCAUAUGGUGGAAUUAACGGACGAUCGAUCGGUCGAUCGGAAACCCUAACCUUGAUGGCUUGAUGGUUCAAUCUUCAAUUACAGAACCCUAAUUCAUACUAUCCGGCGUUGUUCCGCUCCCAAUUGUUGUUCUUCGUUCUCUCCUUCCGUUCAAAGGUUCAAUAUGGCGAUCAAGAGGUUUACUAGAAUAUGGACGAAAUCUCGGGAAGAUGUGUUGUCUCUUCCCACUCGGGAUGAUCCGUUCAGCGACGAUUCCCGUCCCAUCGACAGCCAAGAACAAGAGGAGAUGGUUCGUUCGUUCGAAAGGGCAAACGCACAACAGAGUUUUUUUUGGCGGACUGUGUUUGUAGCAUUUCUCUUUUGCUUCGCGGCUUUUCUUCUUUACUCCAUCGUCGAGCAGGUUUCAUCCCCAUGGGAACUGCGUUAUCAUGCUUACUUCAUGGAGGAGGUCGACUCAAGGAUGAUUAUAGCUGCAGAUUGGGUUGCUAUUUUAGCGUGUUCAUUUUCGAUCAUUGGGAUUAUUAGUAAGUCAAAUUACCACCGGCGAUGGCUGUGGUGCUCAUUCUUAAUUGGCAUCCCACUCUCUGUUUUCUGGUUACAUUUUAUGAUGAGUUUGCCUAAGUUUCGAUGGGAUGUUAUCUGGCUUCCUUUUGGUCCUCUCUGUGGGGCAGGAAUAUGUUUGUAUGUAGAUCAUUUGCUAGCUGAAUCAUCAGAGGAGAUAAGAAAACUUAGAGGCUACAUGUAUUCUUAUAAAGCUAACUGAAAACUGGCCUGACCUCAGUUUAAACGUUACAGUCCUGUGUAUUAUGUGGUGGCAGGGAUUUUUUUGUUUUUCAUAUCUACUUGUAAGUUAGAACUUAGAACUACGUCAACUAUCUUUUCUUUAGUUUUUCACUUUUUA